Molecule: messenger RNA, 3242 nt
Organism: Labeo rohita (rohu)
Lineage: Eukaryota; Metazoa; Chordata; Actinopteri; Cypriniformes; Cyprinidae
Gene: gpatch1
Product: G patch domain containing 1
Exons: 19
Coding region: 49-2982 (977 amino acids)
Biological process (GO): mRNA processing
Cellular component (GO): nucleus
Molecular function (GO): RNA binding
Source: RefSeq, a predicted model, not a curated record
GAAUCAGACAUCGCAGGAGCUCACGCGGCCACCGUACUUGUUGUAAACAUGGCGUCUGAUGAAGAUAGUGACGAGGAUUUCGUGACUUUUGGAACUCCUUUAGAGCCUCUGGAAGAAGAUGAACCCAUCAGAAAGCCGGUACCUGUGCACGAACAGACAGUUAAAGAUGAGAAGGGCCGUUACCAGAGAUUUCACGGUGCUUUCACUGGUGGCUUCUCUGCUGGUUACUUCAACACAGUUGGCUCUAAAGAAGGCUGGACUCCAUCAACAUUUGUAUCAUCACGACAGCAAAAGGCAGACAGACAAAAUGUUAGACCAGAGGACUUUAUGGAUGAGGAGGAUUUUAGUGAGCAUGGUAUUGCCCCUCGAGAGAUUGUCACUACAGAUGAUUUUGCAUCUGAGAGGAAAAAUCAGUUAAAGGACAAGGCACGAGCAGUCAGCUCUCUUGCUGCUCUGAUACCUGGAGACACUGGACUGCUCGAGGAGCUUAUUGCCCCUGCAAGGUCAUCUAUUGGUGUGGAGCUGCUGAGAAAAAUGGGCUGGAAGGAUGGCCAGGGAGUCGGACCAAGACUCAAGAGAAAGCAACGCAAGCAAAACAGUGAUGCAACUAAAGUUUAUGGCUGUGCAUUGCCACCCAAUGGAUCAGAGGAGUCAGAGGAGGAUGAUGAUGAAUUCGCUCCAGAGAAUGUGACCUUUGCCCCCAAAGAUGUGGUCCCAGUGGACUUCACCCCUAAAGUAGACUCCCAUGGUCUGGGUUACAGAGGACUCAACCCUCUUCAGGCCUUGGGUGGCGGAUCAGAAUUAGGACAUUUAAACCUCUUCACGCUUCAGUCUGAUAGAACAGCCAGCUUAUUUGGAAACAGAAAUUCAGGACAGCAACGCAGGGGUGGGAUUGCAGGACAGGCUUUUGGUGUUGGUGCAAUGGAGGACGAAGAUACCGAUAUUUAUCACAAAGACUCCAUGUCCAACUAUGAUACUGUUCUGGGAGGAGAAGAACCAGGGGAUGGACUCUACGGAUGGACCGCUCCCCAGCAGUACAGCAGGAAGAAGAAUGCAAUAAAAAGAGAUGUGGCAUAUUCGGGCAGGAUUCUAGAUGGGUUUACAUUGGCCUCUGAAGUCACAGAGAUCAAAACGGUCUAUCCUCCACCUGAUUUGCCCCGCGAUUAUCGGCCCGUACAUUACUUUCGUCCUCUGGUUGAUUUAUCCACCGUCAGCCCCAUCGUUGCCCAGGCACUGCAGACUUCACGUGGACACCUAUCACAGGAUGCACCACAGCAGGGCCGUCACAGCUUAGACUCUACUCAGAGACGUGACAUGCUGGGAGAAACAGCUCUACAGGGUCCAAGUUCUGUGUUUGAGCUGCUUGACAGUAAGGACAGAGAGCGGCUGAAUGAGAUCCGCAAAGCAGCCGGGGAACAGAAGAAGUCAGUGGGAAACCUUUCCUCAGCUGAAGAUCGAGCUGCGGUGGUGGCUUCAGCUAAAGCUGCCGCUCUACAGGCCAUGUCCAGCCGUUUCCAGUCAACUACCUCACAACCUGAUUCCCACACCCUAAUCAAAUCUCAGGCUUCCUCUGAGACGCAGAUGGCUUUGAAUGCUUGGUCUGGCCCCACUGCAGAUGCUGGCAAAACCUUUAAACCUUUUGCAAAAAAUCCUCAGAAACAGGCUCGCUAUGAUCUGUACAUCAACAAACUCAAACAGGGUGAUAAAGAUGCCCUGGAGUUGAGUCUAGACUCUUCUAUGACGGAGUGGGAGAGAGGAAGAGAAAGGGAGGAAUUUGUGCGUGCUGCUUUACUUUAUAAGCCCAGCAACUCUUCUCUCUCCUCACGUUUUACACGUGGCAAACAUGAGGAAGAUACGGACAGUGUAGAGGUCACACGGGAUCAAGAAAAUGAUGUGGAUGACAAGCAGGCCGCUGUGAAGAUGAAGAUGUUUGGAAAGCUGACCAGAGACACAUUUGAGUGGCACCCUGAUAAACUAUUGUGUAAAAGAUUCAAUGUUCCAGACCCUUAUCCAGGGUCCAGUACUGUGGGAAUGCCUAAAGUAAAGAGAGAUAAGUACUCAGUUUUUAACUUCCUUACAAUAACGGAUGGCAACCAGGUCAGCAGGGAGGCCCCGAGUGCUCCCAAACCUCCAGAAGUCUCCAAUAAGAAAUCCAGGUGGGAUGUACCAGGGCAGGUAUCUGAACCUAAAGACCCACUCAGUGCAUUCCUCAGUGAAACCCGCAGUGAGGUUUCAGCAGCUCAGCAAAUUGAGGCUGAGACCAAGACCCAGACAGACUCUCCACAUGCUUCUGCUACUCCAGAGGUAAAAGUGGUGCAGUCCGAUGGGCAGCCGACUGAGCAAAAGACUGAAGAGGAGGAGAAGGAAGAGGAUGAAGAAGAAGAGGUGAGGCCUCCUAUGGAUCUUUUUAAAGCCAUCUUUGCCAGCUCGUCAGAUGAGAAAAGCUCAUCUUCAUCUGAAGAUGAUAGUGAAGAAGAGGAAGAGGUGGCCCCUCCACCAUCUGAACCAGUCCAAAGCAGCGCAGAGACACUGAACCCACCCAUCUCAGCUCAGAUCACUCCUGCUCCUGACAUCAGCAAAGUGCCAGAUUUACAGCAGCUUACAGUCCAGAGCAUGUCAUCUGCUGAAACUACAGCACAAAAUACUCAGUCCUCCCAUAGUGCUCCUGCUAAAUCUCAAGGGCUGGAUGAGGAGGAGUUUGGCCCCAGACUGCCACCUCCUGGGUUUAUCCCGUCUGCACACUCACCGCAGCUGAAGAAACAAAAGAAGAAAGAGAAAGAGAAACACAAAGCCAAGAAACACAAAAAAGAGAAAAAGAAGAAAAAGAACAAGAAACACAAACAUAAAGGGAAACAGAAGAAGAGGGUUGAAGAGACUAAUAGCAGCUCAGAUGACACAGACUCCGACAGUGAAGAUGAAAAUAGAGUUGUGUCUGCUAGUGAACUGCUCCAGAGGUUAAAAAACAUCAGGAACAAGAGAUAAAACAUAUCUGAAGAACCGAGGGCGAGGGUUUUGUCUUACAGAAGCUUCAAGAUGAAUACUAAUUGUGUGUAUGUGUGCGCGCAUGUGUGCUGGUGCAUUUAUUUUAGAGUACCUAAUGGCAAAUGUGUUAUGAUUGCAGAUAUUUUUUAAUAAUAAAUGAAUAAAAACAAAAAGAUGGGUGAUUUAUUAUAAUAAAAUGUCAAGCAGCUACAUUAACCUUAUUAUAAUACAACAAUAAUUUGACAGAGUUACUGUAGAAA